Messenger RNA from Cololabis saira (Pacific saury), 479 nucleotides. It is a transcript of the gene g0s2, whose product is annotated as G0/G1 switch 2. NCBI's taxonomy places the organism in Eukaryota, Metazoa, Chordata, Actinopteri, Beloniformes, Belonidae. The record is from RefSeq and is a predicted model, not a curated record. The transcript is spliced from 2 exons. The coding region runs from base 107 to 460 and encodes 117 amino acids.
UGCUCUUGCCUCUUUGCCUUUUAGUGCCUGAUUCUACCGGCGGCUGUAAAGCUCUGCCAGGAAGAGAUUUGCUGUGUGGACCAAACAUAGCAGCAAAUAUUAUAAAAUGCUGAACAGCGAAGUGUUCGUGUUUGCUAAGGAGAUGCUGGAGCAGAAGCCCAGCCGGGGCAUGCUGAAGAUCUACGUGCUCGGCUCCACUCUGGCAAUGCUGGGGAUGAUCGGAGGACUGGUGGAAAAUGUUUUCCUGCCCGUUUUGGAGGAUCCAUCUCUUGAGAGCAAAAUGAUGGAGGAGCUUUUCAUGAAGAAGAGGAAGGGAGAGAAGCAGGUGUUAAAACCCUGCUCGGCCCUGGUUCUUACGGAAGAGGAGGACAUGCUGGGAACAGUGCUGUCUGAGAGCAAGGCCAAACAUCUGGCCACCGCUGGCCGGAGAGGCUCCAGCAACCGUUUAUAUGCUUCUUAAUUAAACUCCUCCUGAAUUA